This is a messenger RNA of Nannospalax galili (Upper Galilee mountains blind mole rat), 2566 nucleotides long. It is a transcript of the gene Ankrd46, whose product is annotated as ankyrin repeat domain 46. The coding region runs from base 230 to 916 and encodes 228 amino acids. Gene Ontology annotation, molecular function: protein binding. The transcript has 5 exons. Lineage: Eukaryota; Metazoa; Chordata; Mammalia; Rodentia; Spalacidae. The record is from RefSeq and is a predicted model, not a curated record.
GGGACCGGGUCGUGGGCAGCACCUGGGCGGGAGCCGGUGACACCUGUUCUGCGGACUCCGAAGGCCGGUGGAGGGCAGCCCGAGGCCCGGCCGAGGGUGUGCGGGACGAGGCCGCCCGGCUUCUUGCAGGCCGAGGAGCCGAUAAGAAAACUGAAGCACAGUGUCUAAAUUAACUUGUCCAAGACCAGACAGUUGGUGCAGGGUGUUUCCCAUUCGCGACAUCAGAGCAAUGUCCUACGUUUUUGUCAAUGAUUCUUCACAGACAAAUGUACCCCUGCUACAAGCCUGCAUCGAUGGAGACUUUAACUAUUCCAAGCGGCUUUUGGAAAGUGGCUUUGACCCAAAUAUCCGUGACACCAGAGGGAGGACAGGCCUUCACCUUGCUGCAGCCCGAGGGAAUGUAGACAUCUGCCAGUUGCUGCAUAAGUUCGGUGCUGAUCUGCUGGCCACGGACUACCAAGGGAACACAGCUCUCCACCUCUGUGGCCACGUGGACACCAUCCAGUUCUUAGUUUCCAAUGGACUCAAGAUUGAUAUUUGCAAUCAUCAAGGUGCAACCCCUUUAGUUCUGGCAAAGCGCAGGGGUGUGAAUAAAGAUGUCAUCCGAUUGCUGGAGUCUUUGGAAGAACAAGAGGUAAAAGGAUUUAACAGAGGAACCCACUCAAAACUGGAGACGAUGCAGACUGCAGAGAGUGAAAGUGCCAUGGAAAGCCAUUCUCUCCUCAACCCCAACCUCCAGCAAGGUGAAGGAGUGCUCUCCAGCUUCCGAACCACGUGGCAAGAGUUUGUGGAGGAUCUGGGCUUCUGGAGGGUCUUGCUCUUGAUCUUUGUCAUUGCUUUGCUGUCUCUGGGCAUUGCCUACUAUGUGAGUGGGGUGCUGCCCUUUGUGGAAAACCAGCCUGAGCUGGUGCAUUAAAGGGGCUCCUGGAGAUGAGCCCCGGGCCUGUUUCUCGGCUGCCUAUUCUCAGAUCUUAGAAUUUUUCUUAGCCAGGUAGUGAGGGCUACCCAUUUUCUCUCUGCAUUUUCACUUACUUUUUAGAAGACUGAUGUGUUCCUUUGACUCUUGUCCUGUGGUUGGCCACACGGCAUCCUCCUGCUACCUCUGUUACAGCCUGACUCCUGAGAGAAACCUUCCCCUAGGCUUGUGUGAUCAAAGCAUAGUAUUGACCAGAAAGGAAGCUAACAGCAGAGGCUGAGGGCCCCGUGGGGAGGACCCAACCCUAACGUAGGACCAGUGACCUGUCCAGAAAGCAAUCUGGUUUCUUCUGUGAUUCAGCUUUGUUAGCUAUCUUGGCUUUUAUUUGUUUUCGAGAGCCCUCUUUUUUGGUUUUUAUUUACUUUUUCUGGGGAGGGGAAAGAGAGUGAUACCUUUCAACUUAGAUCUUGAUUUUUUUUUUUUAUAUAGUUAUAUGGAAAAUUAGAACUGUUAGAGACUUUGACUUCUGAGGAACAUUUUCGAGUCUAAUCAAAUGAAAGUUUUUGAAAAUUAGCAAUGUUCUCUUCAAAAUAGAUUAAUUUAAUCUUACAUUUAGCUGCCUUGGGGUAAUUUUGGUUUGUUGUAAACGGAUUUGCUUAUCGUGUCUGUGAAGAAUCAACUUGCAGAGUUCGCUCUGCUCACUCAGUUUUCUCUCAUUUUUAUUUUAGAGGUAAUCUUGAAAAAUGUCAGAAAACGCUUUCAAGAGAAUAAUUAGUAGAGAAAAAUCUAACUUAUCACAAUCUGUCACCAUAAUUCUGAGGUGCCAUCAAGAUAGAAAGAAAGACAGUGUCGUCAUGGUUUACCAUCAUUAAUGUGUGAUCCUAACAAACACUACCCAUCUCUGCAGUUCCACAGUGGCAGGACUGGGGGGCUAUUUCUGAGUCAGGAGCCCUGAAUGAUAUUGCACUAGGUGUCACGAAGUCUGUCCCAUAAGAAUGGUUGUGUUUUGUGAAUCAGAAUCUGGCCCCCAAACUGCAUUGCAGUUCUCAGUAGUGUUUGAAGGCUCCUUUUGUUCUUAAUCCUUUAAUAUAUAAAUCAUGUUUUUUAGGUUAUUACAGAGUAUGAAGACUUAAUAAUUGUUCAUUGACCAAAACCUGGAAAUUGUAGUGAAGAACUAAUGGCUUUGUGUUCCUGAGCAAAGGCGUUUGUGCUCCUGCUUGUUGUUGACUUGCCUUUUUUUUCCUUGUUGAGAACUUCUCCUGUAUUUAUGUAUCUGGCAUUGACACUUUUCCUUUUGUGUGGCUUUAUCCUGUCUUAAAGAACUGUUCCAUAAUUCCUGACUGGCUUCUUCAGGAUCAGCUUGCAAAGUCUCACUUUUAAUUACUCAUGCUUGGUGGAACUAUAAAACAAACAGAAACAGCUGGCAUUAAAAUGGAUAACACUAGAACUCUUUUGAAGUAUGCUUAGAAUGAAAGCUCUGGAAGUAGCUUCACCUCUGUAAAUCUAAAUAGAUAUUUGAAAUUGGUCAGUGGAUGUAAAUAUGCUGCAUUUUUAAGAUUUGUGCUUCCUUUUAAGUGCUGAUUUCUUUGUAUUGUGUGCCCUGCAUUCUUUAUUCAGCAAUACCCAAUAAAUGUUAUUUAUAAAUCCUCA